AAAAAUGAGAAUUUUGCGAGUUGGAGCUCCAGGUCACCGGCGGAGAGGAGGAGGAGGAGAUCGCACUUCGCAGAAGACAUGGACGUUCGACAUGACCAGAGAAGAAGCUACGUAGGAAAGAGGCAAGCAAGAUGAAACCUUUGCGCAAGAUAAGAGAAGAGGUGACGGUGACGGUGGCGGGGGAGGAAAGGGGAAGCCGAUUUUGGUCGGCGUUAGGAGUGGGACCGACACACAGAGCCGAGAAUUCCUCACUUGGGCGCUCGUCAAGGAUGCCGCAAUCGGCGACCAUGUCGGUGCCCUCUUUUCCUGCUCGUCAAGGAACUGAUCGCUACGCUCGCCGUCGAUGAAAAACAGAUCGACCUAAAGUUGAAAAUUUGUGGGGCUGGUAAGCGAGGCGAAAUCUUCCUCUGCGUCAAUGAGGACUUGUAAAGGGGUAUAAGCGGGACAGCAGUGUCGCCGUUACCUUCUUCUCCUCUUCUUUAAAAUCGCAACGUUCCCUUCGAAGCUAAACACUGCGGAAUCGAUCCUCCCCAGAGAGGGCAAAGCAGAAAACUCCCUUUUUUUUUCAUCGUAAUGACGGAGGAGGAGAGGAAGCCCCUGAGCCUCAACGAGCGCAAUGCGCGUCUUCUCGAUUCGCUCUCCCGCUCUCGCAACCCUAAACCUCGUUCAGAGGUUAGGGUUCGCAAGGUCAAGAUAGAGGGCCGCCGUCGUCUCUGCAAGCUCUCCUCCGCGGACGCGGAGAGCGACGAUGAGAAACGGCUGGGAUCGCCUCCAGAGGAGGAGGGCGAAUGUGGCGGCGGCGAGAGCAUUCGCGACAUCCUCGACGAUCUCACCGCACGGAUGGAUGAUCUCAGUGUCGAGAAGCCACCUCCGAAGUCGAGGGCGGUUCCGGCGCGCCCGGAGAUGAAUUUGGAGUACGAGAGCGCCGCUUCCUCGUUGUCUUCUCCCACGGUUCAUUCCAGUCCUGACGACAAGAGGGUGGAGAUUAAGAAGGAAGGAGAGAUAAAAGAGAAAACGGUGAGUGUGUUCUCUGUCGACGAUGAUGUGGUGGGAGACGAGGAAGAGGAGGAUUGUGUAGUGUUAGGAAGUGACAAGUACGAAAAAUCAAAGGGCAUAGAGAUCCAUAUGGAAUCGGAUGAUGGCUGGGCUACUGAGGAAGCGACGAAUAUCAGCAGUCAGGAGGAAGAUGAAAGUAGGGAUGACUUCACCAUGCUUGGCAAUGGCAGCAGUAAAUCCAGGAAAUUCGUGCUUCCAUACAUGAUUUUCAAGAUGUUAUACCCACAUCAGCGGGAUGGUUUGAAAUGGUUGUGGGCACUUCAUUGUGGUGACACAGGAGGCAUUCUAGGGGAUGAUAUGGGGCUCGGGAAGACUAUGCAGGUUUCUGCUUUCUUGGCUGGUCUAUUUCAAUCUCGCUUGAUUAAGAGGGUGUUGGUUGUUGCUCCAAAGACACUUCUUGGUCACUGGAUGAAGGAAUUAGAUGUUGUCGGUCUUAGUGAGAAAAUUAAAGACUAUUCUGGACCUAAUGCAAAGCUUCGCCAGUAUGAACUUGAACAUGUGCUUAAGGAAGGUGGUGUUCUUCUGACAACAUAUGACAUUGUUCGAAAUAACUCAAAAGCUUUAAGAGCCGAUUGGUUUGCUGAUGGGGAGGGAUGUGAGGAAGACAAUUUAUGGGAUUACACUGUGCUUGAUGAGGGACAUAUCAUAAAGAAUCCUAAGACACAAAGAUCAAAAAGCAUUUCUGAUAUACCAUGUGCUCAUCGUAUUAUAAUAAGUGGCACCCCAAUUCAAAACAAUCUAAAGGAAUUGUGGGCUUUAUUCAACUUUUGCUGCCCAGAUCUAUUGGGUGACAAGGAUAUGUUCAAGCUAAAAUAUGAGAAUCCUAUCCUCCGUGGAAAUGAUAAAUAUGCCUCUGACAGGGACAAAUAUAUAGGCUCAACUGUUGCUAAGGAACUAAGAGAACGAAUAAAGCCAUACUUCUUGCGUCGUUUGAAAAGUGAAGUAUUUGUUGAAGAUGAUGAGACUAAAAAUCCUAAACUCUCGAAAAAGUGUGAGAUGAUUGUCUGGUUAAAAUUAACUACUUGCCAGAGACAACUUUAUGAAGCUUUUUUGAAGAGUGAGCUAGUUCAUGCUUCAAUGGAGGGAUCACCCUUGGCUGCUUUGACAAUUCUGAAGAAGAUUUGUGAUCAUCCAUUAAUUUUGACAAAGAGAGCUGCAGAAGGUGUACUUGAAGGGAUGGAUUCAAUGUUGAACCGUGAAGAACUGGGCAUGGUUGAAACUAUGGCAAUGAACUUGGCAAAUAUGACUGGUCAAGAUAGCUUGCUACAACUGGAUCAUAACAUCUCAUGCAAGAUAGCUUUCAUAAUGUCUUUACUGGAAAAUUUGAUUGAAGAGGGACAUAUAGUACUCAUCUUUUCUCAAACCCGUAAAAUGCUGAAUAUAAUUCAGGAAGCUAUUACCCGUGAGGGCUACGAGUUCUUAAGAAUUGAUGGCACAACAAAAAUUACUGAGAGGGAGAAAUUAGUCAAGGAAUUUCAAGAAGGUUACGGAGCUCCAAUAUUUUUACUAACUUCGCAAGUUGGAGGCCUUGGUCUUACACUAACAAAAGCAGAUCGUGUCAUUGUAGUUGAUCCAGCAUGGAAUCCAAGUACAGAUAAUCAAAGUGUGGACCGUGCAUAUAGAAUAGGUCAAAAAAAUGACGUCCUUGUCUAUAGAUUGAUGACUUGUGGGACAAUUGAAGAGAAGAUAUACAAAAUGCAGGUCUUCAAGGGUGGCUUAUUUAAAACUGCUACAGAGCACAAAGAACAGACUCGUUAUUUCAGCCAAAAGGAUAUAAGCGAGCUUUUCAGUCUCCCAGAACAAGGAUUUGAUGUUUCACUUACUCAGCAACAACUACAAGAGGAGCAUGGACGACAACAAAACAUGGAGGAGUAUUUGGUAAAGCAUAUCGACUUUCUACACACACUAGGUAUUGCUGGUGUUAGCCAUCAUAGUUUGUUAUUCUCUAAGACUGCUGUUGUGCCUCUUGUUCCUGGUACCAAUGAAGCAGAAAGUAAAAUGAAGAAUAGGAUCAUAAGAAACUCACAAUUUGGCUCUUCAAAUGGGGCUGAGUAUGCCUUCAACCCCAAAGAUGACAAAUUCAUUUCUCGUACAUAUGCUCCAAAAUUCCAAGCAAGUACUUCAGAAGACAGCCCGGAAGUGAUACAGUUGAAGAUCCAACGCCUCUCGCAAACCCUAGGAAAUAAAGCACUGGUGGCAAGACUACCAGACAGCGGAGAAAAGAUACAGAAACAGAUUUCUCAACUCCAGUCACAGCUUCAUGAUCUUUCAUCAUCAGUAUCAUCCGAGAGGGAGGAACCAGAAGUUGUUAGCAUAGAUGAUCUCACGGAUGAUUUGAAAAGAGUUUCUGUAUGAAUGCAAGCAUACAGAUGCGCAGAUUGGGUGAAGUGAUAUGAUUUGCUCAUCACUUAUCUCAAAGAGGAUAUGAAAAGAGUUUAUGCUGUAACGCAAGCAUUGAGAUUUUUUGGGUGGAGACUGUGAAGUGAUGUGCUCAUCACUUUGGUGCUCUGGCUUUGUUAGGUUAUUUUGGAAGGCGAAUGAUAUAACUUGUGGACUGUUUGCUUUCAAGCGUAUGGCUCUUAAACGGGCAGGAAGUGAGAUGCGUAUUAUUGAUUUAGAUAUUUUUGCCUUCAAUUAAGCGAUAUUGUGGUUCCAUGCAUAA
Molecule: messenger RNA, 3718 nt
Organism: Zingiber officinale
Lineage: Eukaryota; Viridiplantae; Streptophyta; Magnoliopsida; Zingiberales; Zingiberaceae
Product: SNF2 domain-containing protein ENL1-like
Exons: 22
Coding region: 574-3411 (945 amino acids)
Molecular function (GO): ATP binding; DNA translocase activity; ATP-dependent chromatin remodeler activity
Source: RefSeq, a predicted model, not a curated record